CUUUUCUGCCUUGCCUCGCCCUGUUUUCGCCCCUGCUUGCCACUCUGUCGUUUGGCCACUGCUUUGCUGCAUUCUGUCUGCAUUUUCUCUGCGGUGCCUCUGGUGCUCAUCCGUGGACGCUGGUCAUCUUCCUGCAGGUGCGAUGCGGCUCUGCCUCGCGAGUGUGGCGUUGCGCCUGUUCAUCGGCGCCGACGUCGAACUCAACCAGCACGGAUUGGACGAGGCCAAGCUGGACAACGCGAUUGCCCUCGUGCAGCGCCAGGUGCGCGGCCUGCGAGCCGAGCACACGGCCCGCGCCCGCGCGGCACGCAAACACAGCUUGCUGCUGGAUCAGCUGUCGGGCACCGUGCAGCAACUGACACAGCAGCUGAACACAUUCGCGGUCGCGACAGCGGCCGUGCUGGAGGUGGAGACUGGCGGAGGGAAGGGCCUGGCCCCCAGUGCCGCAUCGUCCGCAGCGGCGGCUGCAAGCCGCCCGGCGCCCCCGCCGGGCGGGCCCAAAGCCGCCGCUGCCCCACACGCUGCGCCUGCGGCAGGAGAGGCCGCGAGGCCGAACCCGCCGCAGCCGCAAGCGUGCACACACCUGCCGCCGCCGCCACGGGCGAUGGCGGCCAACAAAAUACUGCUUCGUGGCGCAAGCAGCGAGCAGGCGGAGGCGAUGGCGCGCGGCGACUUCUCUGCUCUGGGCCUGGGAGAGGGCUCGAUGGGCAUGUAUGAACGUCGGUGGCGGGCUAGCAACGCGGGUCGCGUUUGGAAUGUGGAGGUAGUGGUGACCAGGGAUCAGCGGGCGGCCUUCAUCAGGGCUGCGGCGCAGAUUAAACACACCGCAGGCGUGACGGUGGCCCCCUUCCUGACGCCGGAGGGGCGGGCAGCUAGGCGCGCGCGGCAAGCCCAGUUCGACAGCCUGGUGGAACGGGGUCUGCAGCCGUACUGGCGGGGCACGGACAUCGUGACUGAGGAGGGGGACCGGCGCUGCGUACACCCCGUGCAGUAAUGCACAUGGCGGAUAACUGAGAGGGGCGCGCACUGUGUGUGUUUUUAAGUCCAGCGGAACUUAGGCUUGUUGUGAAUGCAGGGCUAGGGCACAGACGGUUUUGGUUAUUGAUCCUCUCUCUCACUUUGUGGCUGCCCUUAGGCAUAUUCUGCCCUGUGGGGAAGGGAAGGUAGCUAGUGCCGGCGGGGUGCUUGUUUUGCGGUUGCUGCGGCCACGUGCCGGACUUGGACGGUACAUGACUUUUUGCUAGGCGAACAAACAAUGCAUAGUGGCCAGCUGCCGGCUCGCAGCAGUGUUGAUAUAGACGGAGGUGCGGCUCCUAGAGCCAAACCGACGUCUCACCAAUAUAGACGGAGAUGCGGCUCUUAGGGCCAAAUCAGUGUCUAACCACAAUAGAUGGAGGUGCGGCUCCUGUGGCCAAACUGACGUCUAACGCUACGCGUAGGCUUGGGAGACAUGUACUGCCAGGCUAAUGCGCAACAAACAAGGUGCUAAUGCGCUCCUGGCACUAGCAACUAUGGGUUGUCCGGAUACACGAUCACGUGAUCUGAUAAACAACUGUAAACCGUUGUUACA
This is a messenger RNA of Chlamydomonas reinhardtii, 1570 nucleotides long. RefSeq lists its product as uncharacterized. The record is from RefSeq and is a predicted model, not a curated record. The transcript is spliced from 2 exons. NCBI's taxonomy places the organism in Eukaryota, Viridiplantae, Chlorophyta, Chlorophyceae, Chlamydomonadales, Chlamydomonadaceae. Bases 143 to 994 code for a protein of 283 amino acids.